UCAGUUAAUCUGCCACAAGGCACCUUGUAGUCCAGUCACCAGUUUUGUAGAACUUCAUCUAUUCACCAUGGCUCCCUCACCCCAAGAAACUAUGGUGGAACAGCAGCCCAAGACCAUCCCUCGGGGAUUAACUGGUGAAGAACUGGUGAUUAGUGGCAUGUCUGGAUUAUUCCCCAUGUCUGACAGUGUUUUGGAGUUUAAGGAGAAUCUGUAUAAUAAGGUUGACAUGGUAUCGAAUGAAAACCUUCGAUGGGACAUCCGCCACCCUGAAAUCCCCAAACAUUUCGGCAUGAUAAACGGAGUGAACCGGUUCGAUGCCCAGUUCUUCAAGGUGCACUACAAACAAGCCCUUAUUAUGGACCCUAUGAGUAGGAAACUCUUAGAACAUGCGUACCAAGCUAUCUUCGACGCAGGUAUCAACCCAUUGGAGCUUCGAGGAAAGAAAAUUGGUGUUUUCAUCGGAGCUGCUUUCUCCGAGUCGGAGAAACUUAUCAUUUACGAGUCUAUUCAGCGUAAUGGAUUCGGUAUUACUGGAUGCAACAAAUCCAUGUACGCCAACCGUAUCUCCUACUGGCUGGACAGCAAAGGUCCGUCCUAUGCUCUGGACGUGGCUUGCUCCAGCUCCAUGUCCUGCCUCGAGCACGCUUACACCAGCAUCAGCAGCGGUGUGUGCGAGGCUGCCAUUGUAGGUGGAUGCAACUUGUGCAUGCAUCCUAAUGUGGCCUUGAAUAUGAGGAAGUACGGAUUCCUGUGUUUGGAUGGCAAGACGAAAUGCUUCGACAAGCACGGAGAUGGCAGCGUCAGGUCCGACGCCAUCAGCAUCCUCUUCUUGCAGAAAGCCAAGGACGCAAAGAGAAUCUACUCUGAAGUGUACUUUGCCAAAUCCUGCUACUCAAACAUAGUCCAAGAACAGUUCUUGCCAACUCGGAAACCAGAAGAGAUCCAAGAAUUUUUGGAAAAAUUCUAUAAAGAAGCUGGUGUGUCUCCUCGUGAUGUGGAGUACAUUGAAGCCAGUGCUUCAGCCAUCGCAGAAGCAGAUGCCAAUGAAUUGGAAGCAAUUGGCAAAGUAUUUGCUAAAGACAAAACUGUUCAAGUUGGAUGCGUCAAAUCUAAUAUGGGACACGCUGAGCCUGCGUCUGGAGUGUGCUCACUGACGAAGGUGUGUCUGGCAUACCAAACCGGCCAAAUCCCUGCAAACUUGCACUACUACGAGCCACAGGAUGAUAUUGAUGCAGUUCGUGAAGGAAGAGUCCAAGUUGUAACUGAAAACAUACCGUUUGGACGAGGAUACACUGCUUUGAACUCAUUCUCCUACAGUGGAACUAAUGUCCACGUUCUGAUGAAAGGACAUUAUAAACCAAAGGAUCUAGAACGUUACCGCAGCAGCAUUCCCCAUAUAAUCCUCACAUCAGGCAGACAAGACCAAUGUCUGAACAACUUGAUUGAUAAACUAGUCAAGCAGCCAGUCGAUCCUGAACAAAUUGCUCUUCUGCAUGAGAUUCAUGAAAAACCUAUUGCUGGACAUACUUGCCGUGGAUAUACUAUUCUUGGUACUGACGAGAAUAAAGAAACGGUAUGCAUUACUAAAGAAGUGGAAUUCAUAGACGGCGCGACUCGUCCAGUGUGGUUUGUAUACAGUGGUAUGGGAUCGCAAUGGGCUACCAUGGGCGCUGAGCUAAUGCGCAUCCCGAUAUUUGCUGCAGCUAUUGAGAGAUGCCAAAAAGCUCUAGAGCCCAAGGGUAUAGAUAUUGUGAAUAUUCUGACGAAUCCAGACAAGACUAUCUAUGAUAACAUCCUACACUCGUUCGUCGGUAUCGCUGCAGUACAAAUUGGUCUCACUGAUAUACUGAGGGAGUUGGGAAUCGUUCCUGAUAAUAUCAUUGGCCACAGUGUCGGUGAACUUGGUUGUGCCUACGCUGACGGCUGCUUCACGGCCGAGGAGAUGAUCCUCGCAGCUUACAGCCGUGGUCUCGUGUCUUUGCAGACUCCGUUCAUCCGCGGUUCUAUGGCUGCUGUUGGAUUAGGAUACAAAGCGAUCAAGGCCCUAUGCCCACCAGAGAUUGAAGUGGCCUGCCACAACAGUUCUGACUCCGCAACCAUAUCAGGCCCAGCUGAUAUCAUGAAGACCUUCGUCGCAGACCUGACUGCUCGUGGUAUCUUUGCCAAGGAAGUCCCGUGCUCCAACAUAGCUUACCAUUCAAGAUAUAUCCAGGAUGCUGGUCCUGGUCUUCUCAAAUAUUUGAAGGAAGUCAUCAAGAACCCCAAGGAACGCAGUAAGAAGUGGGUGUCUACCUCGGUUCCCCAAAACCAAUGGGAUGAACCAGCGGCCAAGUACUCAUCUGCUGAAUACCACACCAACAACUUAUUGAACGCAGUGCUCUUUGAAGAGACAUCCAAGUUGAUACCAGCGAAUGCUAUUGUGAUUGAAGUGGCGCCUCACGGGCUAUUACAAGCAAUCCUCAAGCGUUCACUAGCAGAAUGUACUCAUAUACCACUCACGAGACGCGGCCACGCCGAUCCAGUUAAGUUCUUGCUCGAAGCCUUCGGAAAAUUAUACUUGGCAGGACUUACGCCGAAAGUUAAAGCGCUGUACCCACGAGUAGAAUUCCCGGUGGCUACCGAAACUCCAAUGUUAUCGCAUUUAGUCGAGUGGGAACACAGUGAAGAAUGGCCCCAAGCAAAAUACUACGCGAAGGACAGAGUCGCAACAUCGAUCAGAAAUUUUGUUAUCUCCAUACACGAUGAUGACUACAAAUUCUUUGAAAAUUAUAAGAGAAAUGGUUCCUACGUUUUCCCUGAAGCGGCUAUCUUGACAGUGGUGUGGGAGACUCUCGCCAUGUUCAAGGGUGUCGAUUACAGGACUAUGCCCAUUGAAUUCAUUAACGUGCACUUCAACGACGAAAUUUAUUUCAAGGCCGAUGACCCUCUGAAACUCGAUAUCAAGAUACAGAAAGGAAAUUUGUAUUUCGAGGUUGACCACGACCAGACAGUUGUAGCUACUGGCUAUAUAUCUCAAUCGAAACCAAAGGAUAACAUGAAUCGAGUUCUGGAGAAGGCAUGUGAUGCAAAGAACGUAACUUUGAACACUCGAGAUGUUUACCAACUUUUGCGUAUGAGAGGAUACGAUUAUGAGGGUAAAUUCCAAUCAAUCCAUUCAAUCACAUCUGAUGGCACUGUAGCGAAUAUUAAAUACACCAACGAAUGGAUCCCACUACUUGAUUCUCUUUUACAAUUCAACGUGUUAAAGAGGGAUUAUUCUGGAUUAUCGAAACUGAUUCAUAUUAACAAAUUGAGUAUCGAUACUAAAGAAUAUUCAGAAACUGUGCAGAAUGAUGUAGAUGGCGUUCCUUGUUUGACUGCGGAGUACUUUGAUGUUCAUAACCUUCUUAGAUGCGGUGGUAUCGAAAUUGAAACUGUAAUGUACUCUGACAAAUUGGUGAUUGAGACUGACCCUGAUCUCAUACUUUCUCGAUGCUUCGUGCCUCACUUCCUUAUAGGAAAGAUUGACCUAAAGGCAGCAUUGCACGUGAACAUGCAGAUUGUUGCUGAAAAUAUACCAAGCCGUCAAAUAAAAGUGACUGAACUGUUUUCGACCAAAUAUCCAGAAAUCUCAAAGAUUAUCAGGGAAGUGACUGACGAAAUAACUGACAAAGAUUUUGUAAUGAGUGGAUUCAAUAAGGACGAAGUUGACGUGUCUACUGUUUUUGUAGUAGACAAUUUGUUGGAAGAUGAACAUAAAAUGGAAACCCUAGCAAGAGUGCUACCAAAAUCAACAUUCAUUUUAGCUGUCGAAAAAGAUAACGCAAAGAUUUACUCCAAGUACAAAUCCUUCAAUGUUGUAUCAUCUUACAACACUAACAACCAUAUACUUGUGUUAGUGAACACAAUUGAUGUUAGCAACAACGAGAACAUUACUUAUAUGCCUAUAACUAACGAUAGUAAGUUUACUUGGGUGCCACGAGUGCGUCAUGAGUUGGAGAAGACUAGGAAGCUGGUACUGGUCUCUGAAAGACAACCAAACUCUGGAUUUAUCGGCAUGGUCAAGAAACUGAGAGAAGAAUAUGGAAACAAGAUUGCUCUUAUCGUAGUUGACGACUACCACGUCGAAAAUUUCAACACCGAGGCUGCCGUAUUCAAAGAUCAGAUUCAAAAGAAACUGUCAAUCAACAUAUUCAAGAAGGGACAUUGGGGAGGCUAUUAUAAUAUUCCGAGUCCCAAGGAGACCAAUAUUAGAAGUGUGGCCCUAACAAGUACGUCUACCGGUGAUCUGGAUGGCUUGAAAUGGGUGGAAGUUCCUCAGUUGCCUGCCUGCAAUACGAUGGUUCAGGUGAGCUACGUUGGACUUUCCAACGAGGAUGCUAAUAAUGCUAUUGGUACUUCUCUGACACCAACAGAAGGCUUUGGAAAGGAGUUCAGUGGUAUCAACAUCAAUGGUGAACGAGUCAUGGGAUUGCUUCCCGAAAAUGCUCUACGAAGCGUCGUGGAAGCUGACCCAGAUCUAUUGUGGCCUGUACCAGAACACUGGAGCUUGGAAGACGCUGCUACCGUACCUCUGGCUUAUGUUAACGUAUUUUACUGCCUUAACUACGUUUUGAAAUCGAAAGUUGUUAAUAACAAAUCUAUAUUCAUAAACGGUGCAGCAGAACCUUUUGGGCAGGCGUUCAUCUCUGUGGCUUCAUUCUUUGGAUACAAAAUAUAUGCUAAUGUUGAAGAUAGACAGAAGAAAGAAUUCUUACUUAAACUGUUCCCGCAGUUAGAAGAGAAAAACAUCGCGUGUUCCCGUAUAGAUGCCCAUAGCACAGUCAUUAUGAAUACUAACACAUCUUGUUGUUCUAUUGUCGUUAAUUGCGCUAGUGGUCCAUUGCGUCAAUCUGCAAUGAAGUGUGUGGCUCAAAUGGGCUGCAUUUUGGACGCUUGUGAAGAAGACAUGAAGAAUAACAAAGAUUUUGGAAUGUUCUUCUUGAAUGAUAUGAAGAAUUAUAAGGGUAUCAGAGUGUCCAGUAUAUUCAAACCGGAAUUAGCUGAAGAGAAGAAGAAAAUUCAAAUGUGGAUAGCUGAUGGUAUCCUGAAGGGUGUAGUUAGACCUUUACAUCGCAUCGUGUACUCUCCAACGGAGGUCUCCCGAGCAUUCAGACUGCUGUCACUAAAGAGGUUCUGUGGCAAUGUCCUCAUAAAGAUGAAGGACCCGAAUGUUUCGAGCGAAGAUUUAUGCAUCACUCCAAGACAAAACUACUCUGCUGAUGGAUCCUACAUCGUAGUGUGUGAUGAAUCUGAGCUUGGUUUUGAAGUCGCUGAUAGGCUGGUUCGUCGUGGCGCUAGAAACCUGCUUCUCAAUCUGAAGCCCAACUCUUCAGCUGGAUAUUGUUAUACGAAAGUAGCGUCUUGGAAAAAACAGAACGUAAAUGUCAGAAUGUCUUCAGAAGACUUGUCAACGGAUAAGGAAUGUGUUAACCUGAUAAAAGAUGGGGCUCAAUUAGCGCCUGUUUAUGGAAUAUUCGUAAUUCAGAAUUAUAAGACUGACGCCAAACAAGAAGAUUUGGACGCAGAGACUUUGGCGCAGAAAUUCAACAACACUGUUCGUGUUGUUGCAAACCUGGAUGUUUCUUCUAGAAACCUCUGUAACAAUUUGCAGCAUUUUGUGGUCAUGAACUAUGCAUCAAAGGGAGCCAGCGACGAAUACGCGGUUUCUGUGAUUGAGAAAAUAUGUGAGGCGCGCAAUGAAGCAUGCUUGCCAGCCCUCGCUUUCCGCGUCGACUCGAUCAAUGAGUUCGAUACUAAUGGAGAAAACGGUACAAAAACACGAUCACAGAAACUGUCAACAGUUAUGAACGCUUUGGAAACAAGUUUGAAACUAAAUUACACGGAUGUCGUGUCAUUUGAUUUGAAGAAAAGAAACAAUUACGAUUUCUUAGCGAAAGUCGCUAAAAUUAUUGGAGUACAACACUUGGAUGAUAUCGAAGACAAUCUGACCUUGGCUGAGUUGAGCAUGAACGACAUCAACUUGCAAGAAAUGAAGUUACUCAUCAAGAAUGUGUAUAAUAUUGACUACAGUACUGAGUCUUUAUCUCAACUGGAUGUUGCAAGCUUAAAGAGUUUCGGCAGUAUCAAGAAGUUGCAUAACACCAAAUUCGAUGCUGGCUUGGGAGCCUUCUAUACUUACACUGACGAUGACGAGUGCAUGGCUACUGAGCCAAUGAUUCAGAUGCCGACCAGGAUUAGCAGCGCUACCGAGGAAGAACAAGAACUGGAUCCAAAGGAAACUUAUUUGAUCAUGAUACCAGGAUUCGAAGGUCACCAUCAAAUAUUCCAACGCGUCACUGAGAGGCUGAAGGUUAGAGCCAUGACCUUCCAACUUGGACCCGACAUGACCCAGGAUAAUAUUCAGAAAAUGGCUGUUGAUAUCUUGAAGUUCAUGAAGAAGAGGUUUGAACUUAAAUCCAACUUCUAUCUGUUGGGAUAUUCGUUUGGUGUGAACGUUGCUCUAGAGUUGGCCGCAUUGUUCGAAAAAGAAGGACGCGUGGGAACUGUGUAUUGUUUGGACAGCAGCCCAGAUGCAUUAAAAGUCCAGCUAGAUGCUUAUGUUGGCAAUUUGACUGAUAUACAGCUACAGAACAAAAUCGUUGAGCACAUGUACCGUCUCAUGACAGGAAGAGACAAUGAGGAACUGAAGAACGACUUGGAGAAAUCAGAGAGUUGGUCAGAGAAGAUGGAAGCAUGCGUCAGCCGACUGAGAUUGGCGAGCUAUUCCUCCCAGUACAAGAGAAAUAUCCUAGAAUCGGCAUACCGAAGGAUCAUGUUAGCGAGACAAUAUGAGCCGGAAUUCAAACUUGAAUCCCAAAUAGUCCUCAUGAGAGGCAUUGCUCAUCCAAAAGCAGAAGCUCUUCCCGAAGACUACAACUUGUCGAAAUACACCACGAAGCCAGUAAAGGUGUUCAACAUUGAGUCUGAUCAUGCCUCAGCACCCCAAGACUCCAGAGUCUCAAAUAUUAUAAACAAGUUCUUGGAUAACGAAUUGCUAUCGAAAUUCGAAAAAGAAGCUCUCUGCGAAACGUACUUGGUCGAAUCAUUCAAGAUAUUGUAGACUCGUCAUUUUUUAAACGUUCAUUGAAAUUUCAAUGUACGUUGGUUACUAAGUUAGUUUAAAUACGGUCAUCAAUAAUUAUGUUAGUAACUUAAUAAAUUAUAUUACUUUAAACAA
Messenger RNA from Spodoptera frugiperda (fall armyworm), 7198 nucleotides. Its product is annotated as fatty acid synthase. The coding region runs from base 68 to 7081 and encodes 2337 amino acids. Gene Ontology annotation, molecular function: fatty acid synthase activity; 3-oxoacyl-[acyl-carrier-protein] synthase activity; oxidoreductase activity. NCBI's taxonomy places the organism in Eukaryota, Metazoa, Arthropoda, Insecta, Lepidoptera, Noctuidae. The record is from RefSeq and is a predicted model, not a curated record. The transcript is spliced from 40 exons. Gene Ontology annotation, biological process: fatty acid biosynthetic process.